Messenger RNA from Ambispora leptoticha, 437 nucleotides. Lineage: Eukaryota; Fungi; Glomeromycota; Glomeromycetes; Archaeosporales; Ambisporaceae. The record is from the annotation of a GenBank genome assembly.
CACAAAAUCAAAUUGCAAUCUGGGCUGCCCCGAUUAACAAUUGGGCUGAUUUGCAUCUGGAAUACAACAUAUAUAAAGAAUAUAUCACACAACUAAUCAAAUACUACAAGGGAUUCACUAAAGAUACAACACUAAACAAACAUGUAGAAAUUCAAAAGGCAGUUCAUGAGGCCAUCUCUGGAAAACUUCAACAACCACCAAGUUACCCAAAUGAUAUCUCAGAGAAUAUACAACAAAUAUUACCUUUUACUUUACCUAUAAAAAACAAAGCUCAUACUAAAGCAGUGGUUACUGCACUUCAUCAUAUAUACCAAUUUGACCAACUACCCAAGGAGUACAUUGCAAACUUAGACCCUCUUCCAACUAACCUGGCCAAUCUUCAUCCAGCAGUAAGAGACCUAUUCCCAAUCACUGAUAGAAAUGCCUUAGAGAAUUAG